GCGCAUGCGCUCGCCAGCCGCCAUGUUGUGUCCUGAACAAAAACUGGGUGAGGGGGAGCGGACGGAGCCCGGUGCGAACGAGUAAAUGAGACCCGGGAGUCGAACGCUGAGCUUCGAUGCGGCCUGGGUAUUCCGGGAAGAGAGUCACCGGAGAGCGGCUGGCCUCCGACGCCGGCGAGCAAGCAGCGGUUGCUCCAAGGAAAUCUGCAGACCUACUGCUUUGCUACCUUUGAAGACCUUGCUGCAGCUGACAGACUGAGCUUUGUGCCUUUUUGUACACGAGAGCAGAUAUUGCAAGGAAGAGCAAUUAGUUUACUGGAAGGAACAGUUAACUUUAAAAGGUUGUGCUUUUAAGGACAAAAUAAAGCUGAUUGAGGGAUCAGCAUCAUGUCUAUCACCAAUACCCCAACUAGUAAUGAUGCCUGCCUGAGCAUUGUACACAGUUUGAUGUGCCAUCGACAAGGUGGAGAAAGUGAAACCUUUGCCAAAAGAGCCAUUGAGAGCUUGGUCAAAAAGCUGAAGGAGAAGAAAGAUGAGCUGGAUUCACUAAUCACAGCUAUAACAACCAAUGGAGCUCACCCCAGCAAAUGUGUCACGAUACAAAGAACGCUAGACGGAAGACUUCAGGUUGCUGGACGGAAAGGUUUUCCACACGUGAUUUACGCCAGACUCUGGAGAUGGCCUGAUCUUCACAAAAAUGAACUCAAACAUGUAAAAUAUUGUCAGUAUGCAUUUGACCUGAAAUGUGACAGUGUCUGCGUGAACCCUUAUCACUAUGAGCGUGUGGUUUCUCCUGGCAUUGAUCUCUCAGGAUUGACGCUGCAAAGCUCAGGUCAAACAAGCCUUUUAGUGAAAGAUGAAUUUGUAAAUGAUUAUGUGCAAGUUGAAGGACCGCCGUCUCUGUUGAAUACUGAAGGACAUUCUUUACAAACCAUUCAGCAUCCACCCAGCAGCAGGCAACCAAAUGAAAGUUACAGUGGACCAGCCAUGUUAACACCAGCAGAGCCAAGUACUCCAAGCACCACAAAUUUCCCCAGCAUUCCUGUUGCCACCACAAGUCAGCCGAGUAAUAUGUUGCCAGUGAGCCAUAAUGAUGGAUUAAUACCGAUCGCCUCGGGACCUCAACAAACAACGCAGCAGAAUGGCUUCCCAGCACAACCAGCAACUUACCAUCACAAUAGCACUACAACUUGGACUGGAAACAGGACAGCAACAUUUACACCAAACAUGCCUCAUCACCAGAAUGGACACCUUCAACACCAUACCCCUAUGCACCAUACAGGCCAUUACUGGGCAGUACAUAAUGAGCUUGCCUACCAACCACCCAUAUCUAAUCAUCCAGUUCCUGAAUACUGGUGCUCUAUUGCCUACUUUGAGAUGGAUGUUCAGGUUGGAGAAACAUUCAAGGUGCCCUCUAGCUGUCCUGUGGUUACUGUGGAUGGAUAUGUGGAUCCUUCUGGAGGUGAUCGUUUCUGUCUGGGCCAGCUUUCCAACGUACACAGAACUGAUGCCAUUGAAAGAGCCAGGUUACACAUUGGGAAAGGCGUGCAGUUAGAGUGCAAAGGGGAAGGAGAUGUUUGGGUCCGAUGUUUGAGUGAUCACGCCGUGUUUGUGCAGAGUUACUACUUGGAUCGGGAAGCAGGCCGGGCACCUGGAGAUGCAGUCCAUAAGAUUUACCCAAGUGCAUACAUUAAGGUGUUUGAUUUGCGUCAGUGUCACCGUCAAAUGCAACAACAGGCUGCCACAGCUCAGGCCGCGGCUGCUGCCCAGGCCGCAGCUGUUGCUGGAAACAUUCCUGGACCAGGUUCGGUGGGAGGGAUUGCUCCAGCCAUCAGUUUGUCAGCUGCAGCUGGAAUUGGAGUGGACGAUCUGCGACGCCUAUGCAUUCUCAGGAUGAGCUUUGUUAAAGGCUGGGGACCUGAUUACCCGAGACAAAGCAUUAAAGAAACCCCUUGCUGGAUUGAAAUCCACCUACACCGUGCCCUCCAGUUACUGGAUGAAGUGCUUCACACCAUGCCAAUCGCAGAACCACAGCCCUUGGACUGAGUUCCUCUGUGCAGUUACCGUCUUGCUUGGGUGGGUGAGGGAGAAGACUAGAGUUCUGCCUUGCUUAAAAACUGAUAUUUUACCAUUGUUCACAAUAUGCUUUCAGAACAAAAAAAGGAUUGCAAAACGAAAACCAAACAAAACUACUGUUUAUUUCUCUCAAGACAAGAAACCCAGUAUUCCAUCUAAUGCCUUUGUUUUAUAUAUAACUGGUGUUCCUGAAACUCCACCAGUAUGUUUCUCAGCCUGUGUUAUUUGUAACAGACUGCAUUUUAGUUCCCAGGAACAGUUAGUUAGUUAAGCCCAUCACCCCUAGUGGGACAUAGACCACCAACGUGCCAGGAUCCUCUGUCCUGGGCCAGUAUUUCAAGUUGUCUCCAGGUGUAGCCCAUCUUCAAAGAGCCUUCCUGUCCCAGGGAUGAGCUCUUUGGAGUUUAUGUUGGUGUUUCUGUAGUGCUGGGCUUUUUACAGGAUGGGUUUGCUAGCUCCAAGCCCAGUCCUCCUCUUUUCACAGCUGGGCUUGGGACCAUUCAUGGCAGAGUUUCCCAGGAAUCAUGCCUUCCCUUUAUAUUCUGUGAAGAAAGCUUAACUUGGUUUAGAAACAGGCCGCUAGCUUAUUUUAAGUUAAGAUACUUUUCUUGAAUCCAAAUUGAAUAUCUGGAGUGGUGGUGAAGAGAUGGAGGGGUGUGUGGGGAGAGGGAGAUGGUGAUUGAGAAGUUGGUGGGAUAAAUGAAGUGCAGGAGUGAACAUUAAUUAAUUGUUUUUGCUGCCUGUGUCAAGAGAGGCAGUAAAGGAGAGGAUUUAUUUUAAGUUAAGGAAAAGACAUGGUUUAUGAUUUAUAAGUUAGAAAUUUCAAAAAUUGAUUAAAAAAAAUUGGUAGCCUUCUAUCGCAUUGUAGUUCAUGCAUUAGUUCAAGGAAGCCAAUCUCUUGCUACCCUUUACACAUCCAGGCUUUCUUUAUUUGAAAGUACACCUGUAUUGGCACUUUAUUCAAAUUUCUGUUUAUGUACUGCGCCCUUGAGAGAUCUCCUCUCCAGAGAAAUGUUUGUCUUGUACAGUCCGUUCUUUACCAUUAAUAUAAGUUAGCUUCAUUAUUUUUUUCAGUUUGAAUUUUCUUUACGAUUUUUUUUCCAUUUGGCCUGUUUUACUAACUUGCUUUGGCCAAAGCCUUCAGAAUGUUUAGUUUCUUAUCAGGAAAGAGGUUCCAAAAGGGGGUUAAAAAUUAUAAGGAGCCCAGUUCUUGUUGGUAACACUAAAGAUUAGUGGAACUUUUUUCCCAGUAGCAUCUGACAUUGAAACAUCUCUUUUGUUAUCUUUAUCAGCUAACCCAUCCUAUUUUAACCAGCUACAGGGACGGGCUGGAAACGAUAAAUAUCGUCAGUGAUGUUACCUUUGAGAUGGGCUUUUGUUGGUGGUGAAUAUUCCUACAAUUUACAGCCAAAUCAAAUUUUAUUUUUAAUAGCUCAUACUGUAGAUCUUUUGGACUUCAAUUUUUAAAAAAAUAAUUCACUGGUGUUGAUACUUAAUGUAAUCGGCUCUAAAAUAGAUCUUGGAAAAUGACACCAUCUGAAAUUGCUUCUACCAUUAUCACCGGGUGUUUAAUCAAGUGCAAAUAUUCUCGUCUAGACAGUCAGAAUCUGACUUGUGUUAUUGGAUGUUUUCCAGUUUGGGUGGGCAUGACGUACAAGUUCUGAGCAUCCUCGCUCUCUGAGGAAAAAAUACCCAAAAGGGAGUGUGUCAAUGACUGCUUCACAUCAUUGAAAUUUAAAUUAUUUAAUUUCUUGCUCCGAAUCACUGGGAUACGUCAUGAAAUUUGUUGUUUUGUGGCACUAGUACGUCUGCUGAUUAGUUUCUGUGAAGGACAAACUACCACCAUUUCAAGUGAAUCCAAGUCUAAAAUGAAGUGUAUCUCUUAUGAAAUAUUUGUCAUUUUUACGGGAAUUAAAAGUGAAGAUAGGAAACUAUAAAUUUACAUGAUUUUUUAAUCAACAUCACAUUGUCUUUGAAUUGCUUGUCAAUAAUGUUGACGACGUGACCAUCUAGAAAUGCAAUAAGUGGAGUACAAUAACUCAAUAUACAAGAUUUUUUUUGCACACCCCUCUUUAAAAUGUUGAAUCUGGAUUUAUCUACUUUCUGGUUACUGGCUAUUAAAUUGCAAGUGAUUUGCUAUUGUAAAGUUUUUUAAACUUUACUAAAGGGCAAAAGGGGAAAUUGCUGGCAAACUUUUUUUUUCUCCUCCCUUUUUGAUGUGUAUGUGUGCACAUUUUGCAAAUUCCUUAUACAAUGCUUAGGCACCAUUUGUAUCUAGAGACUACUAGAAAACCAAGUAUUAUUAGGUUACUUAAAGCAAAACAUGGUAAAGGUCUGAAAUAUCUAUCUAGAAAUAGUAAAGAGAGUCCUUUUUCUUACAUUAGAGUUGCAUUGGAUUAUGGUAUUUAUUAAAACUAAUGUGCAAGAGAUCAGGCAUUGACAUUACAUCGGUGAGGAUGAAAUAAUUGUGAUGAAUUCCAAUGAGGUGAGUGAGUGCCUGUCUCACACGUCUAUUUUAAUUAUUUGAAUGGGGGGGAGAUGUGAAACCUUGGACACAGAUGUAUUUAGAAUACUAUUUUCUUUCUACAAGUAUAUUUAAAUCUAGGAAUACAUGUCACUUUGAAAAUUACAAACUUUAAAAGGUGAGUUUAAGAAAAACAAUCUUCAUAUCAAGACCAACUCAAUUUCUAUGAGGCUAUACAGCAUUGUGGGCUCUUCUCAUCAUUUUCUUCUGAUAAAUAGGGCACCACAGUACCAUAGUGGUUAGCGUGAGGCUAUUCCAGCUUGGGGCAUGGAGUUCAGACUUAAAUUCUGGUGUUCUCCGUAAAGUACGUUCUUCCCGUGUGCAUGUGGGUUUCCUCCAGGCGUUCUGGUUUCUUCCCACAGUGCAAAGACGUUCCCGUUAGUAGGUUAAUUGGUCAUUGUAAAUUGUCCUGUGAUUAGACUAGGGUUAAAUCAAUGGGUUGCUGCGCAGUGUGGCUCCAAGGACUGGAAGAACCUAUUCCAUGCUGUAUGUCUAAAUAAAUAAAGUGGAUAAAUUUUGUUGUAAUAGACUAACAAAGGCUAUUAUGAUGUGACUGAGCUCAGUUAAGGAAAAAAAUUCCUGAAAAAAUUAAUUGUGCAUCAAAACAGCAAAACAUUAAUUGAUGAAAUGGUAUCAACAUUACUUUGACACCAAAUCCUUUAUUAGUGAGAGUCAGGCAUUCAGAAUGUUCUUUGGAGUAACUAUUUGGUGAUGGGAUGGCAUUGACUGCACAAGGCAGCACUGAAAGCCUGUCUGAGGUAGAACAAUUUUAACAAGAAAUGUCAUUAAACGUUUCGGUUGAGCAAGUAAUGUAUGCAUUUUAUCUUUUCAGCAACUAGUAUAAAUAAAAUGUUUGCGAAGUAUAA
Messenger RNA from Hypanus sabinus (Atlantic stingray), 5466 nucleotides. Its product is annotated as mothers against decapentaplegic homolog 4. Gene Ontology annotation, cellular component: heteromeric SMAD protein complex. The record is from RefSeq and is a predicted model, not a curated record. Gene Ontology annotation, molecular function: DNA-binding transcription factor activity, RNA polymerase II-specific; I-SMAD binding; RNA polymerase II cis-regulatory region sequence-specific DNA binding. The transcript has 12 exons. Lineage: Eukaryota; Metazoa; Chordata; Chondrichthyes; Myliobatiformes; Dasyatidae. Gene Ontology annotation, biological process: anatomical structure morphogenesis; cell differentiation; transforming growth factor beta receptor signaling pathway. The coding region runs from base 388 to 2046 and encodes 552 amino acids.